AUGUUUCUGAAUCUAUUUCGAUCCAAAGAAGCCAGGAGAAGGAAGCAGAAAGCGGUGGAAGUGGUGAAGCGACAAAAACAAGAACGAAAGGUCCAGCAAGCAGCUGUCGCAGUAUCCGAGCCAUUUUGCAUUCCAUGGUCUACCUCAGCCAAGGACACACCACCCACUACAGUAUGUAACGACACCUUCUACAUGGGGAUCGGGACCGGUACUAGCCCCUGGUUGACCAGUACCGGCAACUGCGAUUCCAGCGCUGGCAACAGUACACAUCAUGAUUCUGGUUCUGGGAACAGUAGCCACUCACAUUGUGGGGGCGGGGGUGGCGGUUACUCCGGUGGGUACUCCGGUGGGUACUCCGGUGGUGGCAGCAGCAGUGACUCUAGUGGCGGGGGCUAUUCUGGGGGAAGUAAUGGCGGCGACUCAGGGGGUAGAAGUGGAGAUUCUGGGGGUGGAAGUGACUCUGGGGGUGGUGGAGGUGGCUGCUAA
Molecule: messenger RNA, 486 nt
Organism: Penicillium soppii
Lineage: Eukaryota; Fungi; Ascomycota; Eurotiomycetes; Eurotiales; Aspergillaceae
Exons: 1
Coding region: 1-486 (161 amino acids)
Source: RefSeq, a predicted model, not a curated record